AUGUCUCAACAGAUGCUAAGUCGCUGGAUUAAGCGGGAGAACAGCUCGUCUCCCGUGCCAGACGCGGCAGACGAUGCCAAACCCGCGGAAAACCACUAUGAGAACGGCAAGUCGCGCUCCACGCCGUCGAGUGUGUCCCACGCGUCGUCCAUUGACGCGUUCAGAUAUUCCUCCACUGCUGGAUCGCUGACCCGCUCCAGAUUUGCAGAGAAGCUGAAGGGAUACAAAGUCGGGACCCGGAAAAGGCCAUUAAGCGAGGACGGCGAGGACGCUCCGAAAAAGGCGAAAUUAAGCAAGCUGACGCCGCUCGAACAGCAGAUAUACGAGCUCAAAAUGCAGCAUAAAGACAAACUGCUGGCCAUCCAGGUUGGCUACAAAUACAAGUUCUACGGCGAGGACGCCCGUGCCGCGUCGCAGAUCCUGAACAUCAUGUACAUUCCAGGACGGCUGUUCUUCUCUAAAAGCGACGACCUGUACGACAAGCUGGCCUACUGCUCGAUUCCCGACGUGAGACUGCACGUUCAUCUUAAACGGCUGCUGAAUGCCGGCUACAAAGUCGCCGUGGUCGACCAGAACGAGACCGCGGCCAUCAAGUCCACAACGUCGUCGAAAAACAAGCUGUUCGAGCGACGCGUCAGUAAAGUGUACACCUCGUCCACGUACAUUGACAACGAGGACGUGAUUUCUGGCGGCCGGUUUGUUGUCGCGCUGACAGAGACCAAGAAUAGGGAAUCCGCCGUGAUCUCGCUGGUUGCUGUCGACGUGUACUCGGCAGACAUUAUAUACGACGAGUUCGAGGACAAUUUUGUGCGCAACGAGCUGGAAACCAGACUAGGCCAGGGUGACAAAGGCUUACUCGCAGGUCACCGAUGUUCUGAACGAGCACCUGUGCAGCCAGGCCUUUGA
Molecule: messenger RNA, 906 nt
Organism: Ogataea haglerorum
Lineage: Eukaryota; Fungi; Ascomycota; Pichiomycetes; Pichiales; Pichiaceae
Exons: 2
Coding region: 1-906 (301 amino acids)
Biological process (GO): mismatch repair
Molecular function (GO): ATP binding; mismatched DNA binding
Source: RefSeq, a predicted model, not a curated record